GCGGUGCGGAGCGUGCGCACUGCGCUCCCGCGUCCCCCUUCAGCCCGGCCGGCGGAGUUGCGCGUCCCGGCGGCGCUGAAGAUGGCGGAGGGUGGCGGAGGCGCGCCCCCCCCCUCCUGCUCUUCCUCCUCUUCCUCCUCCUCCUUGAAGGGGCUGCGGGAGCAGAUGGUUGCUGCAGCCCAAGCCAUAGCAGAUGAAAGAAGAAGCCAAAGUGGUGUCAGCCCUAUUGCAGUCCAGACCUCAAUAAACAUAAGAACAGCGACUAAACCAGUGAUAGAUGGUUCCACUCUAAGAACAGAAGAAAGGCAAAGACUGGCCAGGGAGCGCAGAGAGGAGAGGGAAAAGCAAAACGCUGCCAAAGAGUCACAAAUCCUCGAAAAGGAGAGAAAAGCAAAACUCCAGUAUGAAAAACAGUUAGAAGAAAGGCAGAGAAAGCUAAAAGAGCAAAAGCAAAAAGACGAACAACGGAGGGCAGCUGUAGAAGAAAAGAGAAAACAAAAAAUAGAAGAGGAAAAGGAGAGACACGAAGCAGCUCUUCAUCGUACCUUGGAACGGAGUCAGCGACUGGAAACACGACAGAAGAGAUGGUCAUGGGGAGGAUCUGUAACUCCAGAUUCAGAGAGCAAAACGGAGCAACAGACCACAGAUGAAGGUGAAACUGGUGCCAGCAAGCGGUCCACCUCCACAGCAAACCUCAAACCAACAGAAGCUGCCAUGAAUAAACGUUUGUCAUCAUCUGCAGCACUUUUAAAUGCUUCUGAUCGAAGUACCGCAAAGCGAAGCGCCUCAUUAAACAGGCUGAAUAACAAAGUCCCUCUGCACUCUCAGCAGUCAGCAGUCAAAGGUUCACAGGUGGAACAGAAAGGAGGAGCAGAAAAGAAGAGGAGCACAUCUUUGAAUAGAAUGAGUAGUAAACCCCAUUCUUCUGAACUAGAAAAAGUGAAAAAGGAAGAAAAAACAGCUCGUCGUUCCCAGGUCAGUCCUCUGGACAGUAGCGUAAUCAGUCGCCUCCUCGCCCCCACUCAGGCCUCCUUAGCUAGGAGUAAAAGUGCUGCUACAUUGUCGGCUGAUGGACAGGAUCCCUCAGAAUCUCACCUCUGUCCUCGUUCAGCUUCAGCCAGUUCCAUCAAUUCCCCAGUCCCAACUCCUAAAGUGCCCGUGCGCAGUCGUAGCAUCGACAGAUUGAAGUCCUCUGUAUCUUCAUCUGAUGCAAGUUCACCAGAUCCAACCCAGAAAUCAGAGACUGAGAAACCAUCCCCAGGUUCUGGGUUGCGUCGCCCUUCCUCUCCAUCGGUGUCUGCCCGUAGAAGAUCCCCUUCUCCUGCCAAUUUGGUGAAGCGUCCUCCAUCACCAUCUGCAGUUAGACAGAGGACUCGCCCGCCUUCGCCUGGCAUAGCAAAACAGAGGCCGCCAUCUCCUACUCCGAUCCAUAAACCAGCACCCAUCCAACGCCCACCUCUCACACCAGGUGUUAUCAACAUUACCAAAAAGAAAACUGAAGCAGAGAGCAAACCAAAGGAGAAGAGCACAGAAGCAACAGGACAUGAGCAAGGUGCCCCAUCAGCCUUGGACAGGGAUGCGGGAGCGGCUAGCACAAAGACCAAAGAAGAGUCAGGUAGCAAAGCAGCAGCAGGGACCACCACAGCUGAAGAAGCUGCUAAAAUCUUGGCAGAAAAGCGGCGUUUAGCACGGGAGCAGAGAGAGAGAGAAGACCAGGAGAGAAUUCAGAGACAGGAAGAGGAAAGAGUCAGAGAAGAAGAAAUGGCCAAGAGAGCAGUUGAAGAAAGAGCACGACGGGAAGAGGAGCUCCGCAAGCAGGAGGAAGAAAAGAGACUCGUUUAUGAGGAACAGCAAAGACAAGCUGAAGAGGAGAGAAUCCGCCGAGAACAGGAAGAACAGGAAAAGCUUGCAGAGCUUCAGCACCAGAGGGAAGAAGCUGAAGCAAAAGCUCAAGAAGAGGCUGAAAGACAGCGGCUGGAAAGAGAGAGAAUUAUGCAGCAAAAUAUGCAGGAAAGGCUUGAAAGAAAAAAGAGAAUUGAAGAAAUAAUGAAAAGAACACGAAAAUCGGAUCAAAACGAAUCCAAGUUGCAGAAUGAAGGAAAGUCUGCCUGUGAGGUCAUGGAGGGAGAGGAUAUAGAAGAGGAGGAAGAGCUGGGACUUGAGAAGGCUGAUCAACCCGGAAAGCUGAAUGGCAUUGACUUACCCCAGGAAGUCAAAGGGGAGACAGAGGGUUGUGUACAGACUGCACGGAGCUUGAUCUCCACAGAGCCUGAGCAACACACUGUGACAGAGCUGAAGGCCAGUGAAGUAUUUAUGAAUGGCAGCGAUUUGAAAAGUGAUGAGGGGUCUCUACUUUUUACUGAAUUGAAGGAUUCCAGCCAUCCUGCAAAAGAAAUGGUUGUCGAUGACUCAGUGAAGUUGGGUGUUAAUGAAGCUGAUCACACAAGUGGACUUAUUCAGAAUCUUAAUGGAAAAUCUGAUCUGUGGACUUGCGAGGAAUUCACUGACAUUGGAGUACAUUCCAAGUCAACCAAACUGAGUUCAGACAGCAUCUCUGCUGGUAACUGUAAUCAAAACUUGAAUGAUGCUGCUACAAUACCUUCUAGUCCCAAAUUGACUUAUGAGGAAGAUGGUGCAGUGAAUUCAUUGACCAAACCUAUAGAUUCUUCAUCAGGUAAUUCAAGCUGAUUUCCCCAUCUGUCUCCUCCUCUGGCUAGAUAAUUAACUUUGCUGUAUUUUUACUCUCCUUGCCUUAACUUCAGCUUCUUAUUUUCAAGGCACUUUCUCCAGUGUGUAGACUGGAGGGAAAGCUCUUUCUUUAGUGCUUGCAACUUGCAUUCUGUCAAAAGAAGCCACCAGUUGAUGCCUUGUUAGCGAUUUGCUCUAUGCAGCACCUAAGGCCUGACAAGAAGGCUCUUCCAAAGACAAAGCCAAGCUCCUGUUUAGCUCUGCAUCCCCUGUCAGCACUCAAGCCCGUCUGUUGUGUUCUUCUAUUCUGAUUUCUUCUAAGAUGUCUUAAAUGGAACGUGUUACUUUUGAAGAUACUAACAGUUUAAUAGGUGUCUGAUGUAACUCUACAGACAAGACCCGGCUACUUUCCCCUUUCCACUCCUAGGCAUGUUCUGUAACUCCUUGAUGCUGACCUGCAUGGUCUUUAAGAGGUCUCUUCAGGCUCUGGCAAGGUACCUGUCCUCUAUACUUACUGUAGAAUAGGCUUUUGCUUCACUGAAGGAGAGUAACACCAACUUUUAAUUCCACAAACGGUUGUGUUACGUCUUAGGAGGAGUAAUAAAGCUACACACAUAAUAAUCAGAAUUUUCUGGAAGAAAUCAGGCUGCAUCUGAAGCCCACGUACUUGAGAACCCAGACCGUGAUGCAGCGUAGUGUCAGAGAGGCCUUGGUGUGCUGGUUUUCUUAAGAUUAAACUGCUCAGUUGUUGGAGCUAAACCCCAUGUGAACGCACUCACAGCAGAAAUCUCUGUCCAUGAGAUAAAGACUGCGUGAACAGAUGAAGUAAAUGACAGUGGGAAGAAACAAGACUUGGUAUCCACAGUUUCUUUCAGUGAUGUGUAGCACUUUUUUUUUAAUUAAAGUGUAGCACUUUUCUAGACUGAACUGUUUCCUGAGUCUCCUCUGUCACUCUGCGUCUUGUGAGUUGUGGUCUGGUGGACAUAGAGACACGCUGAGACUUCCUUUGGGCCUCUGCUGAGUAGUCUGAGACCAGAGUGAUUUCAUGUGAUUCUGCUGAUCGCGUUUUCUUAUGCUCAAAAUCAUUCAUUUCUUAGUGAAGAAAGUGUUGCCUUUUAAUUCUGAACUUGAAUGUGUUUGGAGAUAAUGUGCUUUAAGAGUUACAUGCACAGCUCUGGAAAUGAAUACUCAUAUGUUUUGUUUUUGAAAGAAAAGCGACUAUGCUGAUGUUGCACUGUAAGAGGUGGUUCUGCGCUUACCUUCCUGGAUGAACAGCACUCUGACAGUGAGCACAGAUUUAUGUAGAAUACACACAGUAUGAUGGUUACACUUUCUUUUCUUUGCUCUUUGGACAGAACUGUGAACACUUGAGACCUGGAAAUAAUCUGAUUGCACUUCAGUAAUCCAGUGCUCUAUCAAGUACCGAAGGCCUUGUUUUGAAAAGCUGCUUGUUUACCUUCAUCCAUCUUCAAGUUUGCAUAAAAUAAGUAACACCAGAGAGGGCUGACAAACUUCUAGAUUUGCACCUUGAAACAUUUCAGGGAGACUAUUGUGCUGAUGUUCCUUUUCCAUUCGUUUAGUUUAGUUGUUAGAGAGGAUGUCCUUGUGCAAGUAACGCUCGUUUCCCUUUUACAGACUUUACACUAACCUGUUUGAGUCUUUUUGUUUUCCUAUCAGUGUAACGCACAGCAAUGUGCCCCUGGGGACUUCCCAGUUAGCUACUGGCUGGAUUUUGCAUAUUCCUAAAAUGGCAUUUGAAGACUUCCUCAAUGUGUGUUAAAGCUGAACACCAGUGACAAUGUUCUGGCAAAAUGUCUUAUUUUCUAACAUAAAAAUAUGGGCGGUUUCAAAAUGCAGUGUUGUGUCAUCACUAAUAUGUUUUAAUCUAUUGGAAAACAUCAAAACGUUUUACAGCCUGUGCACUAAUUUACUGCAAUACUGUUGAAUAUCUGGAUACGUUUGUCAUAGUGCAGUUUAACGUGUCAUGCUUUUAAAAGUGUUUUCCUUUUGAAUUAUUUAUCUACACUCGUGUAAGUAUUAUUUUAUUGUGUACAUAACAGUAUUAGACCGUUGAAGUCAUAUUUUGUUCAUGUUAAUUACUCCAAGUAUUCCUGUUCUAGCUUUAUAAUAGUGACUGCAAGCUUCAUAUAUAUUUCCCUUCCCCUAAAGCCUGCAUUAAGUAAUCUAUUUAACCUGAAUCUUGCCUGCUUUUGCAGCAUGAAGAGAUUAACCAAGCAUCUUCCAAAAGCUGCUGCUAGAAGUAAUAAUGCAGUCUUGCUCUUACGUCUCCUGUAACAGAGAUACUGAACAACGAAGCGAUUAAUUUAAAGAAUAGCUGUCUCCAAUCCUGCUAUAAACACUUGGCUGAUACUUCCAUUCGGAUGAAUCAUCCCAAUGGCAGCUGCAUUUUCAGCGGUUGAUGAAAAUGGUUUUGCUGGAACUAAAAGUGUUCUUUCCCCAACGACUGCAAUAGGAAACCCUCAGCCUUCUUCCUGCGUUUGCUGCGCAGCACAUGGUAGUACUUUUUAGACUUUAGAGCAGUGCCUUAGGUGAAAAGAAAGAUGUAUUUUUGUACGAUAAGCUGUUUCAUUCUGGCAGAGACAAUCAUCCCAACAGAAGAUGCGGAUAUUUUUUCUGUGCUGAUAUACUCUUUGUCCAACGGUCUGUUACAGCUCUCUGUAAAUAUGUGCGCUCUGUUAAAUAAACUUUGCAGUUGAACAACG
Molecule: messenger RNA, 5411 nt
Organism: Lagopus muta (rock ptarmigan)
Lineage: Eukaryota; Metazoa; Chordata; Aves; Galliformes; Phasianidae
Gene: MAP7D3
Product: MAP7 domain containing 3
Exons: 20
Coding region: 82-2688 (868 amino acids)
Biological process (GO): microtubule cytoskeleton organization
Cellular component (GO): microtubule cytoskeleton
Source: RefSeq, a predicted model, not a curated record